Sparassis crispa is the source of this 624-nucleotide messenger RNA. Its product is annotated as ADP-ribose pyrophosphatase. The record is from RefSeq and is a predicted model, not a curated record. Gene Ontology annotation, cellular component: nucleus. Gene Ontology annotation, biological process: ribose phosphate metabolic process; nucleoside phosphate metabolic process. Lineage: Eukaryota; Fungi; Basidiomycota; Agaricomycetes; Polyporales; Sparassidaceae. Gene Ontology annotation, molecular function: ADP-ribose diphosphatase activity. Bases 1 to 624 code for a protein of 207 amino acids. The transcript has a single exon.
AUGGCUUCACCUACCCCAUUCAUCCUUCAUACCGAGAACUUGACUCCCAAGUCAUUCAAGGUUGAGCUCCUCAAUAUCACCUAUGUGGGAAGAGAUGGAAAGGAACACCCCUGGACAACCGCUUCACGCAAGCCUUGUGGUGCCAGUGGCAUUGAUGCCAUCCUCAUCCCCAACAUCAUUCGUCGACCCAACCAUCCCCCUGCUAUGGCACUUGUGAUCCAGUACCGGCCACCGACAGAGGCCGACUGCGUCGAAUGGCCCGCGGGCCUUAUCGAAGUUGGAGAGACGCCUCAGGAUGCAGCUAUUCGAGAGUUCAAAGAGGAGGUAGGAUACGACGGGGGCCGUGUCGUCCACACCACUCCUACCGCUGUUGCCGACCCUGGCAUGAGCACCGCCAAUUUGCAGUUUGCAACCGUGGAGGCUGACGUUAAAGAAGGCGACCAGCCUCCUGUCCAGAAUCUACAGGAUAACGAAGAUAUUGUGGUCAAACAUGUUGCACUUGACGAUCUGUACGAUGAACUCGUCAAGUACGCGGAGAAAGGCCUCGCGAUUGACGCGAGAGUGCUUACCUUCGCCAUGGGCUGGAACAAGCACAAGGAGUAUUCAUCUGCUGGGUUGUGCUGA